Molecule: messenger RNA, 816 nt
Organism: Phytophthora sojae
Lineage: Eukaryota; Oomycota; Peronosporomycetes; Peronosporales; Peronosporaceae
Exons: 1
Source: RefSeq, a predicted model, not a curated record
AUGCCUUUCGUGAUACAUGCACCUCGCUUACACCAACGCCUGAUCAAGAUGUGGGAGUCCACCCAGGUGGAAUUGAAUGGGAGCUACUCGUCCGAACGCGUUAGUGACCUCGCCCAGUACUCUCGAGAGACCAGUUGGUUCCACGUCCUCGCUGUCAUCUUCCUGACACCGCUGCCGUGUCUACUAGUGACCGUCGUGAUCGACGCUUUGCCUCUUGCAGACCCAUCCGAGGGAGUCUACGCCAACGUCGUCUUCUGGGUCCGUGAAUACUACACGUUUCUAGUCAUCACCUUCCUGGCCACGGAGCAGUUCCGCUACAGCGUCCCCAUCCUUCCGUACCCGCUCAAGCGCGCGAUCGUAAGCACCGCAGUCGCGGCAGCUCUCAGUGUCGGAUUAAUGUUCGGCCUCACUGUGCUCAUCGGCUUCCCGCUACCGUUCUCAAUUCUGUUCGUGACGCCCCCGUGGCUUUCGUUUAUCGCUUUCUUCUUAGUUAUUGAAUGGGCGAAAAAGAUUCGAGAGACGCCAGGUUCAGCGUCAAUGCUGAUCAACGUCAUCAAGCUGUGGAUGUGCCAGGUUUUGAUGGUGUUUAUCUACCCUCCGUACUACUUCAUCUUUACGACGUUGUCUCCCAGUGGCCAGACUGCGUUCUCGAUGCUAUUGCCAGUGAUCAAGCUGGUCAUGCGCAACAUCUUCGUGCGGACCGUUGUUCAUUUGAGCGACGAGCUGCCCGAAGUCAUCACGUUCAACAUCGAGAUCUACAACGCGCUCUUCAUCUCGUACUGCAUGCAGGACUCUCCGUCUUUUGGAACGACUUUG